This is a messenger RNA of Paramacrobiotus metropolitanus, 390 nucleotides long. RefSeq lists its product as uncharacterized. The coding region runs from base 10 to 390 and encodes 126 amino acids. The transcript is spliced from 5 exons. The record is from RefSeq and is a predicted model, not a curated record. NCBI's taxonomy places the organism in Eukaryota, Metazoa, Tardigrada, Eutardigrada, Parachela, Macrobiotidae.
CAACGCCAAAUGAUACCGAACGUGACAGUGCUGUUAUAUUCCGGUUGUACCGAAAGUAUCGAGCUCAAUGCUUUGGCAGCAGGGUGGAAUAUCCUGCACUAUACAAGCACAGUCGCUACGGAUGUAUGGACGCAAACGCAUGGAUUUGCAUCCACCUGGAUUACAUCGUCAUUACUAUCGCUAAGCGCUCUGGAACAGUUUGUCGCCAAAAUAUUCGAGACGUACCAAUGGAAAUCGGUGCUCUUGCUGCUAGACCGGACAGAGUUCUCUAAUCAGUGGUUUAUUGGCGCUUCUCAGACUGUCGCUUCCAGCAUCGAAAACCAUAUUCGCGAUUGUCAGAUUUAUCGACGAACGUUUCUGGACGAGCGAAGACAAUUGUACAAGUGUUGA